GAAAGCCUCUGCGAGCUGACUCGGAUCCCACCGGCCCGACCUCUUAGGGCAGCCUCGCUUGGCUUGAGCUUGUUCUAUUUUUAUUGCCUUUCAUUUUUAUCUCUCAUUUUAAAAAACCCUCUUAGAAUUUCUUGGUGAUUCCCAGUCAUGGAGGUAGUGCAACCCAAGGACCUGGAGAAGUACUGUGGCCUGGCCAAAAGGAGUCAUGCGGAGCUGUGCAGACAGAAACGAAUCUUCAAUGCCAGGAACAGGAUCAUUGGGGGAGACACAGAAGCCUGGGAUGCUCAGGUUUGUGACCAAAAGAUAAAAGAAGCUACUGAAAAAGCUAGACAGGAAACCUUUGCUGCUGAAAUGAGGCAAAAUGACAAGAUCAAGUGCAUAUUAGAAAACCGGGAAAGGAGAGAUAGGAAAAAUCUCUGUAAAGCUAUCAAUGACUUCCAACAGAGCUUCCAGAAGCCAGAAAGUCGCCGUGAAUUUGACCUCUCUGACCCCCUUGCCCUUAAAAAAGAUCUUCCAGCCCGGCAGUCAGAUUUCGAUGCUCGGAAUACAAUAUCAGGGAUGCAGAAAUUCAUGGGAGAGGAUUUAAACUCCCACGAGAGGAAGAAAUUUCAACAGGAACAAAACAGAGAAUGGUCCUUGCAACAGCAAAGGGAAUGGAAGAUAGCCCAGGCUGACCAAAAAUGCGCAGAGGACCUCUACAUGAAGACAAGGCUGCAGUUUGACGAAACUGCCAAGCAUUUACAGACUCUGGAAAGCACCACCAGAAAGGCGGUUUGUGCCGCUGUGAAAGAAUUCAACAAGAGCCAGGCCUUGGAGUCAGUGGAAAAGAAAAUUCAAGAGAAAAAACAAGAACAAGAGGACAAUCUGGCUGAGAUCUCCAGCCUGCUGCGAGGGGACCUGCUCUCAGAGAACCCGCAGCAGGCUGCCAGCUCCUUCGGGCCCCACCGCGUGGUCCCCGACCGCUGGAAGGGCAUGACCCAGGAGCAGCUGGAGCAGAUCCGCCUGAUUCAGAAACAGCAAGUCCAGGAGAAGCUGAGGCUCCAGGAAGAAGAGCGCCAGCGAGACAUGGACUGGGACCAGCGGAGGGUUCAGAGGGCUCGCGCCACCUUGCUGUUGGAGCGCCAGCGGCAGCGCCAGCAGCGUGACCUGCGCAGAGCCCUGGACUGCAGCAACCUCAGCCUGGCCAAGGAGCAGCUCCUGCAGAGAAAAUACAUGAAGGAUGUUUGUACAAAUCAGCCCACUGAAGAUUAUUUCACACAAUUUAAUACAAGCAGUCGUUAAUGAAAAAAAAUCAUCUUCUCUCUAACUCGUUUACGUAUAAAGUGCAGCAACCUUGAAGAGUCACUGUUAAAAAAAA
This is a messenger RNA of Vicugna pacos (alpaca), 1357 nucleotides long. It is a transcript of the gene RIBC2, whose product is annotated as RIB43A domain with coiled-coils 2. NCBI's taxonomy places the organism in Eukaryota, Metazoa, Chordata, Mammalia, Artiodactyla, Camelidae. The record is from RefSeq and is a predicted model, not a curated record.